GGCGAAGUUGUUAGAGCAACAACCCACCCAAGCCAGCCUCUUCUAUAACUAGCGACUUCCAACAACAAGCAAUGUCUCAAGCUACCGACGCCGUCCAUGGCCAUCACGACUUCGCGCGGGCCAACCAGGCGCACUUCGACGAGCACGCGGACAAACUCGAGGAGGAACACCCUUAUGCGCGUGGGUUCGCGGUGCUUAGCGUGAACGCGAUGCGCGACACGUUCCCCGCCCUCUUCGACAGGGAGCACACGGAAGUGCUCGACUAUGCCUGUGGCACCGGGAUGUUCUCACAGGCGCUGCGUCCGUAUGUGAGGAGUAUCGUUGGGGCGGACAUCAGCCAAGCCUCGGUCGAUGUGUACAACAAGCAGGCCGCGGACCAGGGCUUCGCGUCCGAGAUGAAAGCCGUACGCGCCGAGCUGAAGGGCGAGGCAGGCGAGCUCGGCGGAACCAAGUUCGACCUCAUCACCUGCUCCGCCGCCUACCACCACUUCGCGGACAUCGACACCGUCACGCGCGCGCUCGCGUUCUUCCUCAAGCCUGGGGGCGCCCUCCUGGUCACGGACAUGAAGGCCGCCCCGGACGGGGCCGUCCUCGUGCCCGAGACAUACCACCACGUCGUACCGCACCGGCAUGGGAUGACCGAGGAGAGGAUGCGCGCGACGUUCGAGGGCGCGGGGCUGGAGGAGUUCGCGUUGAAGGACAUGCAGCCGGUGAGGAUGGCGCCGGAUGCGCCGGAGAUUAUGUGGUUCGUCGCGCGCGGCGUGAAGCCUGCUGAGGUGGCUUGAUCAUCAGGAUAUUGUGCCUUGUACCCUUGUACUUACUUUGCUCUGGUCUCGAACGUACUUUCACACCAAGAGGACUCGGACAUGUCGGGUCCGAAAGAGAAACCAAACUGAGGAACAG
Trametes versicolor FP-101664 SS1 is the source of this 903-nucleotide messenger RNA. Its product is annotated as S-adenosyl-L-methionine-dependent methyltransferase. The record is from RefSeq and is a predicted model, not a curated record. The coding region runs from base 72 to 785 and encodes 237 amino acids. NCBI's taxonomy places the organism in Eukaryota, Fungi, Basidiomycota, Agaricomycetes, Polyporales, Polyporaceae. The transcript is spliced from 3 exons.